Messenger RNA from Oncorhynchus tshawytscha (Chinook salmon), 1748 nucleotides. RefSeq lists its product as uncharacterized. Bases 593 to 1387 code for a protein of 264 amino acids. The record is from RefSeq and is a predicted model, not a curated record. Lineage: Eukaryota; Metazoa; Chordata; Actinopteri; Salmoniformes; Salmonidae. Gene Ontology annotation, biological process: response to bacterium. The transcript is spliced from 6 exons.
UACACCUGCAUUGCUUGCUGUUUGGGGUUUUAGGCUGGAUUUCAGUACAGCACUUUGAGAUAUCAGCUGAUGUACGAAGGGCUAUAUAAAUACAUUUGAUUUGAUUUGAUUUAACUGAAUAAGUGUUGCUGAUCAAAAAGCACUGCUUAAUUUAUGAGUUUGUUGUUACAUCCAAGUGUAUUUUCAUCACAUGUUAUAUGUUAAUGUUUAGAUAUGUUAAACUGUCAACAAUUUUUACCCUGAAGUUGAACUGUAAAGUCAAAGUGAAGACUGGGAUGUCCCUAAGUAGGUUUGAGUUUCCUUACUCACAACAUGGGUUACCAUCUGAUCCAAACAUCAUAUUUUCAGGUUGUAUUUUCUUGUAUCCAGUCUUGCGAAGUGACACUGAUUCAAUCUUCAUAGAAUGAUUGUUUCUGUUCCAUAUAUGACCAACUGAACAGCCAAUCAGGUGUUCAGCUGAACACAUUUAUUAGACCAAUCAGACCCCACCUCGAUCUAACCAAUCAGACCACAGAUGUGUGAUUCAAUGUCUGUUUACAAGUUGCACACUACAAAUCACCCCUGAUCCAGAAAAGCUAGGGGUGAGGACAAGAUGGUUGAGCUCUUGGUCUUUCUUCUUCUCUGCAACUCAUAUGUGACUAAAUCAUCUGAGAUUUCUCAGCCUGCUCCAUUCCUAGCAGCAAAGUUGGGGGACAACGUGACAGUUGAAUACCAUGUAACCAGUAAUGUUGAUCACAUGGUGUGGUACAAGAUGACCACUGGCAAGAAACUCCAGUGUGUGGCAAAGGCAGAGAUCGUUACCAAACAUGCACAUUAUUUUGGUGACUUUAUAAAUGGCCGUUUUGGUGGAUUGAUAAAAGUUGGGAUAUUUCACCUAAAUAUGUCUUCAACAAAGCAAGAGGACAUUGAAAUGUACUACUGUGAAGUUUUGCACUUAAACUUCAUAGAGGUUGGACCUGCGACCACCUUGAUGCUUAAAGGAAUCAUUUCCACACAUGGAGACAGGAGUGAUCAGUGUGAGAAGAACCCUGAGGCUGGAUCUCCUACACAGAGCUGUGUCUACAACCUCCCCAAGAGGAACCUCCCCAAGAGGAACCUCACACCCUCUGAUGCUAGGACUUACUACUGUGCUGUUUCCUCAAGUGGGGAGAUACUGUUUGGGAACGGAACCAAAAUGGACAUUCAAGUUCCAGAGCAUCAUCCUCCAUUUGAUCUGAGUCCUACUGUUCUGGCCUUGGUCAUCUCCAACAUCGUUCUGGGGAUAGUGACCCUUCUACUUGUCUGGGCGCUGUGCAAGACUCAGAACAAAGAUAGCAGAGUCUCUUUGAAGGAAGGACUGAUGUCCCAACAUCCCAGGGCAAUCAGAAUCAAGACAGUGACGUGUUGAACUAUGCAGCUGUCAGUUUCACCCCCAAGAACAAGUCCUCCUCUAGAACAGCGAGAGAGAAGACCAGCAGAGAGGAUGCAGUGUACUCUGAUGUCAGAUACCUUCAGCAGCAGUGAAAUAUAUCACCACUGUCACAGACUACAAAAAUAAGUUGUACUAUUUGUAGCAUAAUAAAACUGCUUUUAGUAACAAAAAUUACUAUUUAAUUUUCAAUGUUACAAAGAAACUGUUGUUUUAACAUUGUCUGUGUGCUAGAUGUAUAUAAUGAUCCUGCAAUGCCUUAAAUAGCUUAACUUUUUACAGCUUUUUAUUGUAAGAAAUCAUAUGAUAGAGAAUCCCAUUUUUGCUGUAUUACUAUGUG